Molecule: messenger RNA, 1367 nt
Organism: Culicoides brevitarsis
Lineage: Eukaryota; Metazoa; Arthropoda; Insecta; Diptera; Ceratopogonidae
Product: phospholipase B1, membrane-associated-like
Exons: 4
Coding region: 66-1367 (433 amino acids)
Biological process (GO): phospholipid metabolic process
Molecular function (GO): glycerophospholipase activity
Source: RefSeq, a predicted model, not a curated record
AUCGCGGUUGAUAAAGAUGACGACGACGACGCAAGUGACUUUUCAGUCACAAAUAAUUUGCAAAAAUGCUGCUGAGGACGAGAUUUGCCCUUAAAUUGAUAAUUAUCGUCAUUUCCAUUGUUUGCACGUCACAUGCUGAAAAAAUCAGUCGUAAAGGCGGCAUUCCACUGUGGAAUCUCACAAGAACACACGAAUAUGAGGAUAACAUAGUGACAUCGCCACUUGAUGUCAUGCAGCCUGUUAUUUGGCUUUACAGAGGAAUUCGAGAGGUUUAUAAUCGAAUUCUCGGUCCAACAGGUACUCGCGACUCUGGUGAACGUUUCCAAAAGCGAGUUCCUGAUAAUGUUCCAUUUCCGUGCAAUACUCGCGGAUUUCGUAGCCAAAAAGUUCCGAAAAGCGUUCAUCAACUUCGUCCCGGGGACAUUGACAUCAUCGCGGCAAUGGGAGAUUCCCUCACAAGUGCUACAGGUGCCAAUUCUCGCAAUAUUUUGGAAGCAUUGAUCGAGAAUCGGGGAUUAUCGUGGUCGAUUGGAGGACAAGGAAAUUGGAGACAAACGUUGACCUUGCCAAAUAUUAUGAAGGAAUUUAAUCCGAAACUCUUUGGAUAUUCGUUAUCGGAUUCUUAUGUCAUUCAUAAGCCGGCGCAGUUUAACGUGGCUGAAAAUAUCGCGACUGCCAGUGACAUGCCAUUCAAUGCUCGAACUCUGCUGAAUCGCAUGAAGGAAGAUCCGCGUGUCAGAUGGAAGGAACAUUGGAAGUUGGUGACACUCAUGAUUGGCGGGAAUGACUUUUGUUCGGAUGUGUGUUACCAAACAAAUGCUACGCAAUGGAUUAAUCAGGAUCAGGAACGAUAUUUGAUUAAGACGUUGCGGUACAUGCGUGAUAAUUAUCCAAGAACUCUGGUCAAUCUCGUGCCAUCACCCCUCGUGAAUCUCUGCUUCUCCAUGGACAACGUUGAUGUUCCUCGUUCAUGUUAUCUCUCUCGUCCCGUGGAAUGUUCUUGUCUCUUUGGCCCAGUGUAUUCUGAGAAACGCAACCUUUACCGCCAGUUAGAAAGAACUUUUGUUGGCAUCAUGGAACGCAUCAGCUUUAGAAAAGAAUUCCAUACAGACGAUUUUACAGUCGUUUAUCAACCAUUCUUCAAAGACGCAAGUGUCACAUAUCCCAAUGGCGUCACAGAUAUCAAUAUAAUGGGCAUCGAUUGCAUCCAUUUGAGUCAAAAGGGACAUGCAACUUCCGCAAAUGGCAUUUGGAACAACAUGAUGGAGCCCGUGAGAUACAAAUCAACAGGUCUUCGUCCAGUAUUUUCAGAAUUUCGUUGUCCGAGCGAACGGAAUCCUUAUAUUUACACGAAUUAUAAUAGUUAG